GCAGCCAAUCGGAAACCGCAAUUUAGUUUUCGAACAUUUUGGAAGCCGAAGGGACUUCUGGAACGGAUUCCAUUCAUCUUCCAAGGUAUGACUGCAGUUGUCAUGGGCAGAUGGAUGAUGUGCGCAUGACGAUGCAAAGCAGCUCUGCAAAAGAUCUAAGGGGGAACCUCACCUUUUAUUCUCCAGGGCUGACUCCUCUCCUGUUAAUGUUGGGAUUCCUGGCCCCAGUGCUCCUUACGACCCCCGAGCCCAUGUGCGACCAGCGUGUCAUGAACAAGUACAUCCAAGAUGUCAGCAAGGCUGAGAGUGAAAUCGUAGAACUUUGUAGAACUUCCUGCAACCUGCCUGAACCUGUCAUGGUGCUGGACACCGGAGUCAACAUACGUAGCUGGAGAAAAAUGAAUAGGACGAGGCAGGCGUCCGAGGUGUGGAGAGGCCAGACCCUCCUUUCGAGGGCCAUCAGCCAAGUCCAAAGGCAUCAUUCGGCCAUGCAGCCUUUUGUCCGCCAGCUGGAAGUGAUGGAAAGCUGCCUGCGGAGCAUCCGAAACAUCUUGCGCGGCCACGGAGCCCAGGAAGCCCCCCAAGAUGACGUCUCGACCCGCACCCUGAGCGUCCAGACCAUGAAAAAGCUGUUCAGCGUUUACUCGAGUUUCAUCCGGGGGAAAGUCAGCCUGUACAUUACAGAGGCCUGUGCCAGGUGACGGAGGGAGACCGGCGCCACGAACGCAUACCACUCCGCAUGCUGCUGCCACCCCCAACCCCCCACUGCCGGAGGGGAUGGGUGCCCCUGUGUUGCCCGCUGAGUGACAGCUUGGUUUGAUUGGCAGGUGUCAACCACACGCACGCACGCAUGCAUGUGCACACCCGGGUUCCGUGCGGACUGCCUUUCUCAGCCGGGGGGGAAACUUUUGACUCGCUUGCCCAGGAGCCGGUGACACUCACCCCUGCACAUUCACACAAACACACUGCCCUCUGUGGUUCCUGAUCCUGCCCCGAAAGAGAAAACAAGAGCUGGGUUUAUGGAAGGUUUGGUGCCUUGUCUGCAAACAGGUAGCAAGGCCGCUCCCCGGGUUUUUGAGGGGAGCAAUGGUGGUCCACCUUGGAGGAGGAUGGUGCAGAAAAGCGGAGCUUUUUCAACCAUCAGUUUUGGAGGAGGAGAGAAAAAGAGAGAGAAUGAGAGCAACGGAGGAGAGGAAGGAAGUCUGCAAAGCCAAGAUGGGAAGAAUUUCGAACCCAAGACACUGAGUUGUCCCAAAGGGGCCCAAGCUGAGCGGUGCAAGGCCCACGAUCCCUCUGUUGUGGGGCAAAGGAGGUGGGCGGCAGAAAAAUCUUGGACAAGGUGGUCUCCGCGGGGGCCUGUGGCUGGUUGACCAGCGGUGCCCCCUCUCCCAGUGACGGACUGUGUUUGGGCUGUAAGGAUGUACGUUUUUGUGGGGGCUGGUUAGGAGGGACGAGAGAAAUGUUGAAUGGAGAAGAGGCAAAGGUUUGAUGGGGAAGGAAUGGAAAGGAGGUUUGGCGGGCAGCAAAAUGAAAGGAUUUGGUGGGGAACUGAGAUCACUUUCAGCAAAGGAAGGUCCACGGCCACCAGGAAACCUCAAACAGGAAAAUCAAGAGAGGCCUUACGCUGAGCUAGGGCCCAAGGCUAAUAUUGGUGUCCUUCCAGAGCUGGUUUCUGGGGGCCGGCACCUUAGCAAGUCAGAAAGCAUGCAAGUUCCUUGGGGUUCCACUUCCAUCCUUUUCACAGUCCUGUCUGGGUAUUUGCUGGGCGCUCUCUGCUGUGAAUGUGGAAAGCGGGAGUCGAAAGUCGUUUCUCGAAAGCCGCAGUCCGUUUCUGCACUUAAUUGGGAGUCAAUAACGCCUUGAAUUUAGUGGGGCUUACUUCUGAGUAAACGUGUGUUAAGCUGGGGCUGCAUGGUUUCAAAGCAUCAGUUGCAGGGAGCAUCUGAGAAGGGACCAGAUGCUCUGAAGAGGUGAGGGUGACUGGCAGGUGUCCUUCAAAGCAUACCUAACUUGGGAAAUAAAGAACUGCGAAAAUGUUUGAUGCGCCUGGAGGGGAGCGAGAUCUAUCUACCCUGUACCACUGGAGGCCAUAAAGACUUGAUUGGCAGGUGUCAAUCUUUUCAGGGCCACCUUCAGAUGCUGUUUUAUUUUUGCAAGUGUCUUCUGUAAUCCUGACACAAUAGCAGAGCAUUAGUAAUUGAUUUAUUCAGCUUUAUUAGUUGUUCCGUGAUACUUCCCACAUUAUUUAUUUGGGGGGGCUGUAGCGCCACCAAAGGCCCUCCCCCCAUUUGUGGUAUGUAAAACGUUACGGGAUUUCAGCAGGAAGGACAGGAUAUGAAAGGACUGGGAACGAAAGAGUGUGUCUACCCCAAAACAUUCACAGGCACAAAGAAUAUCAAAGGAAGGGCAGCAAAUC
Molecule: messenger RNA, 2416 nt
Organism: Podarcis raffonei (Aeolian wall lizard)
Lineage: Eukaryota; Metazoa; Chordata; Lepidosauria; Squamata; Lacertidae
Gene: EPO
Product: erythropoietin
Exons: 4
Coding region: 111-701 (196 amino acids)
Cellular component (GO): extracellular region
Molecular function (GO): hormone activity; erythropoietin receptor binding; cytokine activity
Source: RefSeq, a predicted model, not a curated record